Molecule: messenger RNA, 252 nt
Organism: Schizosaccharomyces cryophilus OY26
Lineage: Eukaryota; Fungi; Ascomycota; Schizosaccharomycetes; Schizosaccharomycetales; Schizosaccharomycetaceae
Exons: 2
Coding region: 1-252 (83 amino acids)
Source: RefSeq, a predicted model, not a curated record
AUGUGGAUGCGAGAUUGGAACGGAACUUAUAAAGUGAUAGGGGAGAUUAUCAGAAAAUUGUAUGACUUUGAGUCCAUAGUCGAAACCUUCAGGCUUGUCUGGCUAAAUAAUACUAGCCGUCAAGAUUCUGUUCAGUUACAAAAAUUCCUAAACAUUACUAGCUUAUAUACCAGGUACAAUUCAAUUUUCCCUGACACCUUGAGAACCAUGAAUAUCAUAAAACAAUGGAGUAACCCAAGUUCCCUAUAUUAG